Olea europaea var. sylvestris is the source of this 1606-nucleotide messenger RNA. Its product is annotated as 26S proteasome non-ATPase regulatory subunit 4 homolog. Gene Ontology annotation, biological process: proteasome-mediated ubiquitin-dependent protein catabolic process. NCBI's taxonomy places the organism in Eukaryota, Viridiplantae, Streptophyta, Magnoliopsida, Lamiales, Oleaceae. Gene Ontology annotation, molecular function: polyubiquitin modification-dependent protein binding. The transcript is spliced from 11 exons. The record is from RefSeq and is a predicted model, not a curated record. Bases 138 to 1346 code for a protein of 402 amino acids. Gene Ontology annotation, cellular component: nucleus; proteasome regulatory particle, base subcomplex; cytosol.
AAUAAACCCCUCUUCUUCAUCUCUUCUUUUGCAGCAAGUAAACCCAAAUGCCCUUUUGAAGAAACGCAUAAAAGGAGACGAUUCUGUGAUCCAAUCUCUCGACGUUUGUGAGUUUCUUUAAUUAAACCCGGUUAAUCAUGGUGCUCGAGGCGACAAUGAUCUGCAUCGAUAAUUCUGAGUGGAUGAGGAACGGCGAUUACUCCCCGAAUCGAUUUCAGGCUCAAGCUGACGCUGUUAGUCUCAUCUGUGGCGCAAAAACCCAGUCAAAUCCAGAGAAUACAGUGGGGGUAUUAACAAUGGCAGGAAAAGGGGUUCGCGUAUUGGUAACACCGACCAGCGAUCUUGGAAAGAUCCUAGGUUGCAUGCACGGUCUAGAAAUAGGUGGUGAGAUGAACUUGGCUGCAGGGAUCCAGGUGGCCCAGCUGGCUCUCAAGCAUCGCCAAAACAAAAAGCAACAACAAAGGAUUAUCGUAUUUGCUGGGGGUCCUGUGAAAUAUGACAAGAAGGUGUUGGAGAUGAUUGGAAGGAAAUUGAAAAAGAACAGUGUUGCACUUGAUGUUGUUAAUUUUGGCGAGGAAGAUGAGGGCAAGACUGAGAAGCUUGAGGCUCUGGUUGCUGCUGUGAAUAAUAAUGAAAGCAGUCAUGUUGUGCAUGUUCCUCCUGGUCCAAGUGCUCUUUCUGAUGUGCUCAUCAGUACACCUAUCUUUACUGGUGAUGGAGAGGGGGGAAGUGGUUUUGCAGCUGCUGCAGCAGCGGCCAGUGGAGUAUCUGGUUUUGAAUUUGGCGUUGAUCCAAACCUAGAUCCUGAACUUGCUCUCGCACUUAGAGUUUCAAUGGAAGAGGAGAGGGCAAGGCAAGAAGCAGCUGCAAAGAAGGCUGCAGAAGAAGCUGCAAAGCAGGAAAGUGGAGAACAUUCUGCGUCACAGGAUGCUACCAUAUCUGAAAAUGUGAACACUGCAACUACUGAGCCUGAAAACAAGACAAAAGACCUAAUGGAUGAUGAAAAUGCAUUGUUACAGCAGGCUCUUGCAAUGUCUAUGGAUGAUUCUUCCUCUGCUGUUGCUACGCGGGAUACUGAAAUGGCAGAUCCUGCUACCGAUGAUCACGAUUUGCAGCUUGCCCUUCAAAUGUCCGUGCAGGAGGGUACGAAAGACCAAUCAAACCAGACAGAUAUGAAUAAGCUGCUAGCAGACCAGUCUUUUGUGUCCUCUAUCCUGGCUUCGCUUCCAGGAGUUGAUCCAAAUGAUCCCUCUGUCAAAGAUAUGCUUGCUUCCAUGCAAAGUCAGUCUGAGCCCCAGCAGAAUAAGGAUGAAGAUAAAGCACCGAAAGAAGAGGAAAAGAAGUGAUGAUGCCUCAGUUAAUAUCCACUGUCAGGUUAUGCAGUCCCUUGCUGAGUUUUUCCUGCAGUUUUGAGUUGCAGGAUGGGAAUAAUUGUUGUCAAAGUGGAUUGUAACAUGAAUGAUGGAAAAUUCUGUUAUUUCUGCAUGAUUUAUCUCUUAUUACUAUAUUAGUUGUUCAAUUUUCCGUCUUUUCAAAUGGAUUACAAUGGAUUGUGCAAAUGGUGUAUGCUAUUGAACUACAUCUGAAGGAUUACUUAUCUUCAUCA